Molecule: messenger RNA, 4509 nt
Organism: Rhododendron vialii
Lineage: Eukaryota; Viridiplantae; Streptophyta; Magnoliopsida; Ericales; Ericaceae
Product: probable phospholipid-transporting ATPase 8
Exons: 11
Coding region: 724-4272 (1182 amino acids)
Biological process (GO): phospholipid translocation
Cellular component (GO): plasma membrane
Molecular function (GO): ATPase-coupled intramembrane lipid carrier activity; magnesium ion binding; ATP binding
Source: RefSeq, a predicted model, not a curated record
UUUGCUUCGUCAAAACGACAAAGACUCAAAGAUAAGAAGCUAAUACGUCCCCUCUCUCUCUCUCUCUCUCUCUCUAGAACUCACAGUCACUCACACCUUCUCCCUACCUGCCUCCUUUCCCAAUCUCCAUUUCCGUCUCUCUCACAUAUACAUACACACAUACAGUACAAGAAUAGUUACGUACAGGCACGUUCUUUUUGUACAGACCUCAUUGUCACGCCGACCAGUGCUGGAAAAACUCACAAGGAAGAAAUUCUCUAGAACUUGAGGUUAAAGUAAUGAAUCCAUGAUUAACAGUUUCUCGGGUUUGGAGUUUGUUUUACAGCUCAUUUUAGUUGAGAUACGAAGUUUGGGAUACAAUUUCCCUUGAUUUUGAGUUCGAAUCAGAUCCGUGAUUAAGAUUGAUGUAAUGCUUUUGUACCAAAAGUUUCCAUCUUUCGACACAAAUGCCAUGUGUUUAGCAAGUUCUGUUGUCUAUUGCUCUUUAGAUUGUUUUGAACUUUUGAUGAUCUUUCAAUUGAGGAUAUAUUUUAUAUGGUAGUGAAAUUAUUGUAGAUCAAUGUUUGUUUCUUUAUUGGGAAAAAUCACGCACAUUUACAUGAUCUAGUGAGGUUUUUUGAAUGAAGUGGCAAAGAAAAAUGUCAAUGGCAAUGACAAUUUUGGGUAGUUGAAUAUAUUUCCAAUUCUCUAUUGGGAGAAGCUAGCUGUGAAUUGAAUGCGAAAAUGCCGGGUAGUAGAAGGAGAGGGAUUCAUCUUAGCAAGUUGUAUUCUUUCUCUUGUUUACGGUCUCCGUUUAGAGAUGAGCAUAGACAAAUUGGGAAAAAGGGUUAUUCGAGGGUUGUGUAUUGCAAUGAUCUGGAAAAUCCGGCGGCUGUUCAGCUAAACUACGGCGGUAAUUAUGUUUCCACUACGAAGUAUACAGCCUGGAAUUUUAUCCCCAAGGCGUUGUUUGAGCAAUUUAGACGGGUUGCAAACAUGUACUUUCUUGUGGUGGCUUGUGUUUCGUUUAGUCCGUUGGCUCCGUACUCGCCUAUCAGCGUUCUUGCGCCUUUGAUGGUGGUGAUUGGAGCUACGAUGGUGAAGGAAGCCGUGGAAGAUUGGAGGCGUAGAAAGCAGGACAUAGAGGCCAACAACCGAAAGGUCAAAGUAUUUGAUAGUAAGAGUGGUUCUUUCACUGACACCAGAUGGAAGAAACUACGUGUUGGUGAUCUUGUUAAGGUUUACAAGGAUCAAUAUUUCCCUGCUGAUUUGCUUUUGCUUUCAUCUAGCUACGAGGAUGGAGUUUGUUACGUUGAAACCAUGAACCUUGAUGGAGAGACUAAUCUGAAGUUGAAACAUUCGUUGGAUGUCACAGCCCCUCUACGUGAUGAAACUUCUUUGCAGAAUCUCAAGGCAGUGAUCAAGUGUGAGGACCCAAAUGAAGAUCUGUAUUCCUUUGUCGGAUCAUUGUGCUAUAAUGGUCAAGAACUCGCGCUUUCCCUACAGCAGAUUCUUCUAAGAGAUUCUAAACUCCGGAAUACAGAUUAUAUUUAUGGAGUUGUUGUGUUUACUGGGCAUGACACGAAAGUGAUGCAAAAUGCAACAGAUCCUCCUUCUAAAAGGAGUAAGAUUGAGAGGAGGAUGGAUAAGAUUGUAUACAUCCUUUUCAGUGUACUUAUUUUGGUUUCUGUUGUCGGGUCUUUUGUUUUUGGAGUUGAAACUAAGAAAGACAUUCGUCGGGGAAAGCUUCGAAGGUGGUAUCUUCGGCCAGAUGAUACAAAAGUGUUAUAUGACCCCAAAAGAGCUUCACUGGCUGCAUUUCUUCAUUUUUUGACGGGCCUUUUGUUGUAUGGGUAUUUAAUACCGAUAUCGCUGUAUGUAUCCAUUGAGAUUGUAAAGGUUUUGCAGAGUAUAUUCAUCAAUCAAGAUCAGGAGAUGUAUGAUGAGGAAACUGAUCGACCUGCGCAUGCACGGACUUCUAACCUGAAUGAGGAACUAGGUCAAGUGAAUACUAUACUGUCUGACAAAACAGGUACUUUGACGUGCAACUCUAUGGAGUUUGUUAAAUGUGCAAUUGCGGGCAUUGCUUAUGGCCGUGGCAUGACAGAAGUGGAGAGAGCGCUGACAAUGAGAAAAGGGGUUGGCGAUACUUCCUCAGACUUACUGGGAAGUACUGGUCAUUCAGUGGAAUCGGGGAAGUCAAUUAAGGGUUUCAAUUUUAGAGAUGAACGUAUCAUGAAUGGGCAGUGGGUUAAUCAACCUGAUUCAGAUUUCAUACAAAAGUUCUUUCGGGUAUUGGCAAUAUGUCAUACAGCCAUUCCAGAUGUGGACAAUGAAUCAGGUGAGAUUACGUAUGAGGCUGAGUCACCAGAUGAAGCUGCCUUUGUCAUUGCUGCGAGGGAGCUUGGCUUUGAAUUCUUUGAAAGAAAACAAACGAGCAUCUCAUUGCACGAAUUGGACAAUGAGAGCGGUAACAAGGUUGACAGGUCUUACCAGCUUCUUCAAGUCUUAGAGUUCAGUAGCGCUCGUAAAAGAAUGUCUGUAAUUGUAAGGAAUCCGGAGAAUCAACUGUUACUCCUUUGCAAGGGUGCUGAUAGUGUAAUGUUUGAAAGGCUCUCGGAAAAAGGACGAUUAUUUGAGGCUGAGACCAGGGACCAUAUCAAAAACUACGCUGAGGCAGGUUUACGUACGUUGGUAGUUGCAUACCGUGUUUUAAGUGAAGAAGAGUACAGACAAUGGGAAGAAGAGUUCAUAAAGGCCAAAACUUCCGUCAGUGAAGACCGAGAUGCAUUGGUGGAUGCUGCAGCUGAUAAGAUUGAAAGAAAUUUAAUUCUCCUUGGUGCUACAGCUGUUGAGGACAAACUGCAAAAAGGGGUUCCCGAGUGCAUUGACAAGCUAGCAAAGGCCGGGAUUAAGAUAUGGGUCUUAACUGGCGACAAAAUGGAAACUGCAAUUAAUAUUGGAUAUGCUUGUAGCUUAUUAAGACAAGAAAUGAAGCAGAUAGUGAUCACACUAGAUGAGCCAGAUAUAAAAGCAUUGGAAAAACAAGGGGACAAGGAAGCCAUUGAUAAGGCUUCAAUUCAAAGUGUACAAGAACAAAUAAGAGAAGGACUAGAUCAAGUUGGUUCGGUUAAAGAACGUUCUGUCUCAUUUGCUUUGAUAAUCGAUGGCAAGUCCUUAGCUUAUGCUCUCAACAAGAAUCUAGAGAACUCAUUCUUGAAGCUUGCCACUAAAUGUGCUUCUGUUAUUUGCUGUCGCUCGUCACCCAAACAGAAAGCGCUUGUUACGAGAUUGGUGAAAAGGGGAACUGGUAAGACAACAUUAGCAGUUGGCGAUGGGGCAAAUGACGUUGGCAUGCUUCAAGAGGCUGAUAUUGGAGUUGGCAUUAGUGGUGUUGAGGGGAUGCAGGCUGUGAUGGCAAGUGAUUAUUCAAUAGGUCAAUUCCGUUUUCUUGAACGACUGUUGUUGGUACAUGGCCAUUGGUGUUACAGGCGAAUAUCAAUGAUGAUAUGCUACUUCUUCUAUAAGAACAUAGCAUUUGGCUUUACACUUUUUUGGUUCGAGGCCUAUGCUUCCUUCUCUGGCCAACCUGCAUAUAAUGACUGGUACAUGUCAUUCUACAACGUCUUCUUCACUUCACUUCCUGUGAUUGCUCUAGGUGUGUUCGAUCAGGAUGUUUCUGCGCGACUUUGCCUCAAGUAUCCUAUGCUGUAUCAAGAGGGAGUACAGAACAUCCUCUUCAGUUGGCCCCGCAUACUUGGCUGGAUGUGCAAUGGGUUUAUCAGUUCCAUGAUCAUCUUCUUCUUCACUUCCAACUCCUCCAUUCCCCAGGCCUUCCGAAAAGACGGUCAACCAGUUGACUACCAAGUCCUCGGUGCUACCAUGUACACUUCCGUGGUGUGGACUGUCAACUGCCAAAUGGCCCUUUCCAUUAACUACUUCACUUGGAUCCAACAUCUUUUCAUUUGGGGCAGCAUUGCCUUUUGGUAUGCAUUUUUAGUCAUCUAUGGUUCCCUCAAUCCAACGGUAUCUACUACAGCGUAUCAGGUUCUAGUGGAAGCUUGUGCUCCUAGUCCUUUCUAUUGGCUUGUGACCCUUCUCGUCGUCGUUUCCACUCUGCUUCCUUACUUUUCAUAUAGAGCUUUCCAAACUCGGUUUCGACCUAUGUACCAUGACAUCAUUCAAAUCAGACGUUUGGAGGGUUCGGAGACUCAGAUUUCUAGUGAGUUACCUGCGCGGUUGGAGGACAAAAUAUUUCAUCUGACGGAGAGAUUAAGUCGUCGGGAGUUAUGAAACAGAGUACAUUUUCCGUUAUGUGAUUAGUUUUUUUUUUUCUUUUCUUUUCUUUCGUUUUUCUUGUUUUGUUCCAUGUACAUGUUGAAGUAGCAUUUGAACAAAUAGGUCUAUAGUACAAAUAUAUGUAGUUUUGCAAGGUGAAGCAUAGGUAUUAGGACAUACAUCAUGUGCCUUUCAAUGUUUCAGUUUUUGUUGUUCCUGGAAGAAGAAAAUUGGCUCGAUUUAUUGUUUCAA